CGACAUCUCUGCAGUUUAACGGUUUUCCUGUCAAUUUUCAGCUCUCACACAUAUGCACACGUAUGCUCUCGUAGGAUAUAUUUUCUCACUACGCCAGCUUAAGUGCACACAUACACACACACUGUAUGAUAAAUAAUUACAUGCUAUCAUGGUAGGCUACUGUCCAAUCUGUGGGAAGCCCGUCUACUUUGGUGAGAAGAAGAGGUCCUUAGGGAGGGACUACCACCCUCUGUGUCUGAAGUGUCAGAAGUGCAACAGACAGCUCACAGCUGGACAACAUGCUGAGUAUGAUGAGAAGCCAUACUGCUCUCACUGCUACCUGAAGAUGUUUGGUCCAAGAGGUAACAGGUGACUGGUGCCACCAUGGCAGAGUGCAUCCCCUCCACAGGAACCAGACUGAGCUGAAAUGGACAAAUGCUGACUUAAAAAGACACGCAGGGCCUUGUUUAUUAUUAAAAUGACAAACGUAAUAAAUAAAUAUGAAUGACAGUUAGACUUAUUAACUUUAGUUGACUGUCAUUUACACUUCCAAAAAAUUUAAUAUUUAUAAAUGUGUAAUGACCAUGUAAUGCCACAUGUAUGUGAUUGUUCACUUUUAUAAUGUAACUUAAUUUUGCAUGUAGAAAAUUAUAAGUCAGUACUGAUGAAUGCAUUUUAAACAUUCUAACA
Molecule: messenger RNA, 669 nt
Organism: Seriola dumerili (greater amberjack)
Lineage: Eukaryota; Metazoa; Chordata; Actinopteri; Carangiformes; Carangidae
Product: cysteine-rich protein 1-like
Exons: 4
Coding region: 149-352 (67 amino acids)
Biological process (GO): regulation of gene expression; intrinsic apoptotic signaling pathway in response to DNA damage
Molecular function (GO): zinc ion binding
Source: RefSeq, a predicted model, not a curated record